CCAAGGAGCGGCCGAGUGCAGCGGCGGAGCGGUGCCGUAGAAGGCCUGUUCCGACACCAUGUCUAUACCAUUCUCAAACACCCAUCACCGCAUUCCGCCGGGAUUUGCAAAUCUGCUAGAAGGACUAGCCAGAGAAGUUUUGAGGGAGCAGCCUGAAGAUAUACCAGCCUUUGCAGCCAACUAUUUUGAAGAGCUGCUGGAUAAAAGAGAAAAAACCAAGUUUGACCCAGCAGAAUGGGGGGCUAAACUAGACGACAGGUUCUACAACAACAAAGCUUUUGAGGAGGCCGUAUCUUUGCAAGAAGAGGUGAAGGAGUCGAAGAAAGAUUCAUCCCUGGAGCCCGAGCUUGACAAACACAGCCUCUUUGAAACAACCACCCAUGAAAUAGAAGAUAAAGCUGCCACAAAAAUCCAGGCUGUCUACAGGGGAUACAGGGUAAGAGAGACAGUGAGGAGACUGAAAGAACUAGGUCAGGAUGCAACGAACCCCACGGAAGAAAUCUAA
Messenger RNA from Emys orbicularis (European pond turtle), 505 nucleotides. RefSeq names its product sperm autoantigenic protein 17 (gene SPA17). The record is from RefSeq and is a predicted model, not a curated record. Gene Ontology annotation, biological process: binding of sperm to zona pellucida. NCBI's taxonomy places the organism in Eukaryota, Metazoa, Chordata, Testudines, Emydidae. Gene Ontology annotation, cellular component: membrane. Gene Ontology annotation, molecular function: calmodulin binding. The coding region runs from base 59 to 505 and encodes 148 amino acids. The transcript has 5 exons.